GUAAUUAAUGAGUAGAUAGAAGAAUUGAUCAAUCCUCUAAAUUAAGAACAUUAUAUUGAAUAUGAGGAAAUGGAAGAUUAUAAGAUAGGAGAUUUGUUAAAUAUGCCUAUGAGAAAGGAUAUCACCAAGAAGUGUUGAAUCGUUAUGUUCCCAUUCACAAAUUAAGUUGGGGACAUUUAUAUACUAUGUAGUUAACAAAGGAUUUCAAAUAUGAUAAACAUAUGGAAUGAAAAAUUUAGUAGAUUUCAUCAGAUUUUUUGGAAGUAGCAAAAUAGAGUUUAUGAUUCAUGUUUAGAUGGAGAUCGUAUAAAAAAGUAGUAUAAAAUCUUGUUUGGAUAUAAUCAAAAAAGAAAAUAUUAUGCAGAAGUAAUACUAAAUAUGAUUAAUAUAAGGAAAGACUUACAUAUUUCAAUAAAGGUGAUACUCAUAAACUGCAAUUAUUAUUUUUUGUAUGGUUUUAGAGAUUUUAGAUGUGAAUUCUUUGGAGUUAAUAAAAUGAUAUAAUUACAAAGGAGUAUAAUUAUUAAAUAUAAAGAUUGUGCCCUUGGAUAUUGUGGGAAAAAUGAGUAAAUAGAUAUUAAUUGAUUUGGAUAAUAUAGAAUUUUUGGUAUCAUUCAUACUGAUUUGAAACCAUAGAAUAUAUAAUAAUAUUUAUC
Molecule: messenger RNA, 656 nt
Organism: Paramecium primaurelia
Lineage: Eukaryota; Ciliophora; Oligohymenophorea; Peniculida; Parameciidae
Source: the annotation of a GenBank genome assembly